GACGACAGAUGACAUUUGUUAACUUGACAAACAGCUGAGAUGGAAUGCGUCUGAUUUUUUAUAGUGUCGCAUCGUUUUAGCAUAUUAUUGCUUUCGCUAUCUUAUCAUUGCUUAUUAUUAUUAAGCAACAUUAUUUCGUUGCGCAACAUAAUUUAUUAUGUGAGGCAUGCGUAACCUAAUAAGAUCGAUUGUUACAUUUAGGAAGGUAUUGCCGCAAUAUAGAAGUAUUCAGUUAAAGCACCCAUUUACCACAGCAUUGGUGUGGCGAGCCAUGGAAGAUAAAGAGACUUUAAAGAAGCGUUUGACGCCGCUGCAGUAUCAUGUUACCCAAGAAGCCGGAACCGAAAGACCUUAUACAGGUUGCUACAACAAAUUUUAUGAAGAUGGUUUGUAUGUGUGCGUAGUGUGUAGACAAGAAUUGUUUACUUCCAAAACCAAGUAUGAUUCUGGAUGUGGAUGGCCUGCAUUCAAUGAUGUCCUAGCCAAAGAACGAGUUACCUUACAUCAGGAUACAAGUGCAGUUGGGGCAAAUAUAUUACUGGUUUUAACACGGCCAGGUUUGGUGCGAACCGAGGUGCGGUGCUCCAAGUGCUCCGCUCACCUGGGCCACGUGUUCGAUGACGGGCCGGCACCGACCCGAAAACGAUUUUGUAUUAAUUCUGCCUCAUUGGACUUCAUACCGGCCGAAGAACGGAAAGACUAAGGUUUUUUGUCAACUAUCAGUCACAGGUGUUGUAAGAUAAUAAUAUACACGGGAUAGUCGAACAAAUCUGUACCUUCUAAGUUUUGUCAUUUGUGCUAAUUUAAUGACUAAGUUCUAGCAAUUACCUCUGUGCAUAUUUGAAAUAUAAUGUUAUAUAUUUUCUAUUUAACAAGUAAUGUAAUUAAGUACCUUUGAACAGAUGAAUAAUGUAGACCCAAAUAAAUAAGCGUAAAAAUAUUGCUUUUAAAAUAUGAUUUUGCUUAGUUUGUAAAUUAAUUUCUGAUUUAAAAUGCUUGAAACGUUCCUCUAAAUUUUCGCCAUAAAAGUUUUUGACUAACAUUAAUAAAUCAAUAUUUUUAUAACUGUUUAUAUAAUUUUAAUUAUUUCUUAUGCUAAGCAUGACAUUACAUGCUGCAUAAUAUCUUGGUUACCAAUUUGAGUCAUUGUGUUACCCUAAUACAUAUUUAGAUCCCUAAUUGAAUUGUUAUUCCGAAGGUUUCUAUAUGAACUGUGCAGCUUUAGUACAAAUUUAUUUAAUAAUGUGAAUUGUUCUACUAAGUUCGUUGGAAACUAUAGGUUUCAAUAGUUUUAUAUUGACACAUUGUACAAAAUGCUGUAAUAAAUAUUUUAGUGUAACAUA
This is a messenger RNA of Manduca sexta (tobacco hornworm), 1343 nucleotides long. RefSeq names its product methionine-R-sulfoxide reductase B1 (gene SelR). Gene Ontology annotation, biological process: response to oxidative stress; protein repair. Bases 167 to 703 code for a protein of 178 amino acids. Gene Ontology annotation, cellular component: cytoplasm. The transcript is spliced from 4 exons. The record is from RefSeq and is a predicted model, not a curated record. Lineage: Eukaryota; Metazoa; Arthropoda; Insecta; Lepidoptera; Sphingidae. Gene Ontology annotation, molecular function: peptide-methionine (R)-S-oxide reductase activity.